Molecule: messenger RNA, 1992 nt
Organism: Rhinocladiella mackenziei CBS 650.93
Lineage: Eukaryota; Fungi; Ascomycota; Eurotiomycetes; Chaetothyriales; Herpotrichiellaceae
Exons: 1
Coding region: 1-1992 (663 amino acids)
Biological process (GO): ribosomal subunit export from nucleus
Cellular component (GO): cytosol
Molecular function (GO): GTP binding; GTPase activity
Source: RefSeq, a predicted model, not a curated record
AUGGUCCUGCCGAAGAGCAAAACGAGCGUUGGGCUGGGCAAUAGUUUGAUGAACGAUCGAUUUGGCAAGGGCAAAGGUGCAGACAGGAAAAAAGUCUCCCAACAAGGCGUGGUUCGAACAGAUCGUACGACCGGACAAAGCUACGUUACGAACGCGGCAAAGGAGGCGUCGUGGGUGAAAAUGCGCAGCGUGACAGAACAAGGAGCUCUCGAUGAGUUCCUCUCGACGGCGGAAUUGGCUGGCACCGAUUUCACUGCAGAGAAGAUGAAUAAUGUCAAGAUUAUCCAUUCCGACCAGAGAAAUCCAUACCUGUUGAGCGCAGCGGAGGAAAGGGGAGCCAGGAGAAAACAUGCCCAAAACAGAGAAAGAUUAACGGUGCCGAGGAGACCCCCGUGGGAUGAGACCACGACUCCCCAGCAAUUGGAUGAACGAGAAAAGGCCAGUCUGUUAGAUUGGAGACGAGGGCUUGCGGAGCUCCAAGAGAAUGAUGAUCUUCUUAUGACGCCAUUUGAGCGCAAUAUUGAAGUCUGGCGACAACUCUGGCGAGUCAUUGAGAGAUCAGACCUGGUGGUUCAGAUUGUCGAUGCCCGAAAUCCGUUACUCUUCCGCAGCGAAGACUUGGAGAAAUAUGUGAAGGAAGUUGAUCCCCAGAAGCGAAAUUUACUCCUCGUCAACAAGGCCGAUAUGAUGACGGAAGAGCAACGACGCCAAUGGGCCGACUAUUUUCAUGAGCAAGGAAUUAACUUCAAGUUCUUCUCCGCCCAUCUAGCGAAGGAAAUGAACGAGGAUCGAGACACCACUGAACAAUGGGACGAACGGCAGCUCCAACAACAGAUAGAUAGGAAUAUGCCGCAGAAGAUUUUGGUCCAAACCGUUCAAGAUCUCAAUCUCAAGGAAACCGAGGAAGAGGAAUGGUCGGACAAGGACGAUGAGGAAGGCGAGGACGAUGGAUCUGAAGAGUCCGAAGUCGAGGAAACGGAUCCCUCCGCAGAACGUACACGAAUAUUGACAGUGGACGAAUUGGAAGCUUUGUUUUUAGAAAAUAUCCCAGGGGACCGCGCCACCGAUCACAAAACAACAAUCGGUCUAGUUGGAUAUCCGAACGUGGGAAAAUCUUCAACAAUCAAUGCACUCAUUGGCGCCAAAAAAGUGAGUGUUUCAUCAACGCCCGGAAAAACGAAACAUUUCCAAACGAUUCAUCUCUCCGACCGAGUGAUGCUUUGUGAUUGCCCGGGUCUGGUCUUUCCCAACUUUGCCACCACCAAGGCCGAGCUGGUGUGCAACGGUGUCUUGCCGAUCGACCAAUUGAGAGAGUAUACUGGUCCUGCGGGACUUGUGGCCCAGAGGAUACCGCAAGCAUUCCUGGAGAAUGUAUAUGGCAUGAAGAUCAUAACGAGGCCCGUCGAAGAAGGUGGUACCGGAGUCCCGACUGCCUCUGAGAUGCUGAGAGCUUACGCAAAGGCACGUGGAUUUGCGACGACGGGACAUGGCCAACCAGACGAGUCCAGGGCAGCCAGAUACAUAUUAAAGGAUUAUGUCAAUGGCAAACUUCUCUACUGCCAUCCUCCUCCUCGCGAUCCUGAAAUCGACGGUGCCGAAUUCAAUGAAGCACUCUACGAUUUUGCCCAUCUUCCUGCAAAACGACAAGCCUGGCUGAUUGCUCACAACGACGAGUUAGCGCCCGAUGCCGAGACGGAAUCCCAAGUAUCGGUCCCCUCAAGACCCCCAGAGACUGGAGAAAGGUCGAGGCAACUUGACAAACGGUUCUUUGGUCCGGGGUCGGGGAAUGCCGGUCAUCUUAAAAUGCCUUUCAAUCAUCAGUACACGGAGCAGGGACGGCAACCAAAGCAAAUGACGGGACGCAAAGCUAGAGCCAUGGUGGCCCUAGAGAAAGACGUUGAUCCCUCGGCGCUGAGAAUGAACAGCAAAAAGCAUUUCAAGGGCGCUAGGAGGAAAGCUAGAGCUGCGAGGGCCGCCAAUGAUGAUGACUGA